Messenger RNA from Malurus melanocephalus (red-backed fairy wren), 4594 nucleotides. It is a transcript of the gene SGCD, whose product is annotated as sarcoglycan delta. The record is from RefSeq and is a predicted model, not a curated record. The transcript is spliced from 9 exons. Lineage: Eukaryota; Metazoa; Chordata; Aves; Passeriformes; Maluridae. Bases 247 to 1113 code for a protein of 288 amino acids. Gene Ontology annotation, biological process: heart contraction; cardiac muscle tissue development. Gene Ontology annotation, cellular component: sarcoglycan complex; sarcolemma.
GCCCCGCGCUCCGCCGGCAUGAUCUCCUGAAGGGCCGAGCCCGCCCGCGCCCCCGCCCCGCAUCUUCUGCAGCUGAGGCUCUGAAAUACUGGAGGACACUGCAUCUUCCUCAGGGACACGGGCAAGGGAGAGCUGGAGCCUCUGGGGGGCUCAAGAAGGAAUUGUGGUUGGUGGUCGCCUGAGGGACUUCCCUUCACACCAAUGUUGCUCUGAAACCMGUCGUGUCCAACAGUCAAGUUUGGUAAGAUGCCUCAGGAACAGUACGCGCACCGGAGCACCAUGCAGACCUCGGAAGGACCCCAGGUAUACAAAGUGGGCAUUUAUGGCUGGAGGAAGAGGUGCCUCUAUUUCUUUGUGCUGCUCCUAAUGAUUUUAAUCCUGGUGAACCUUGCUAUGACCAUCUGGAUUCUGAAGGUUAUGAACUUCACAAUUGAUGGAAUGGGGAACCUGAGGAUCACAGAAAAGGGUCUGAAGCUUGAAGGAGAUUCAGAGUUCUUGAAACCUCUCUACGCCAAAGAAAUCCGAUCAAGACCAGGCAACCCCCUGUACUUCCAGUCCGCCCGAAACGUGACAGUGAACAUCCUCAACGAGAAGACAAAAGUCCUCACUCGCCUUGUAACAGGUCCCCAAGCAGUGGAAGCACACAGCCAAAAAUUUGAGGUGAAAACCCUCUCUGGGAAAUUGCUGUUUUCUGCAGAUGACAACGAAGUGGUUGUUGGAGCAGAGAGAUUGAGAGUUCUAGGAGCAGAAGGCACAGUGUUCCCUAAAUCUAUAGAAACUCCCAAUGUCAGGGCAGACCCCUUCAAGGAACUAAGGCUGGAGUCGCCCACRCGCGCGCUGGUGAUGGAGGCGCCCAAGGGCAUCGAGAUCAACGCUGAGGCCGGCAGCCUGAAAGCCACGUGCAGGACAGAGCUCAGGCUGGAAUCCAAAGAUGGAGAGAUAACGUUGAAUUCUGCAAAAAUCAAACUACCUAACUUGCCUCAAGGAUCUUCCUCUUCUGCAGGGUCCAGGCAAAAAAUCUACGAGCUCUGUGUGUGUCCCAACGGGAGGUUGUUCCUGUCUCAGGCAGGCAGCAGCUCCACCUGCCAGAUAAACACGAGUGUCUGCCUUUGAGAGACAAUUUGCAGUGGGGCAUGGCAGGCAGCACAAAAGCCAGUUCUGGUCUCACAGACCCAGCUGCCAACUAUUUUUACUAGAAACACAGAAAGCCUAUCAAAGACUUUUUUUGUGUGUGCGCGCGCGUGUGUGUGAAUAUAUAUAUAUAAAAAAUAUAUAUAUAAGAUAUAUAUAUAUAUAUCCUCUGUGUAAAACGAUGUUUCAGUACAAGGAAUCCCAGGGUGACCCUAUUACAUUUGUGUAGCAUUUCUCUUUCCCACACCAAAAUUUACUGGUACAAUUUGCUGAAUUGGAUCCGAUGCUCCCCUGGACCCUUUUGUAUUAACACAGUGCGAUGAUCACCCCUCGUUUUUGAUCAUGAUCUCAGAGCAAUGGGAUUGCUGGCUGGGCAAAGACCCUGGAACCAGUGUAGACCCUCCGAAAUACAAAGGGAAGAGAAGCAUCUCUGAUUAUUUUUGCACCAUUAAAUCAGUGGCGUGAAAAAUAAGUAAUWUAAAAAACAACAAAAUAGCCAGAUGUGCUGUGUUGAUCACCUACAGUGGUCCAAGAUACCCGAGGGUAAAUUAAUCUCUAAUUACCACCCAAAGCAUGGCUCUGUUGGGAGAGAAGGAUGCAUUUGGCCAAUAGGAAAGUCCAGAGCUUYCUGCUGAAAUAAUCCAUGUAAUUUCCUGGAGAGGUUCAACACUUUGCCUUUGCAUGGCCAAGGAUGCCUUGUGCUAUUCAGAGGUGACACAUCAGRUCUAACACCAACCUAAAGUCACCUCUGUGCUGACAAAAUUGGUGUUGAAUUUAAUUAUUUGAAGGAAAAGGAUCAUKAAAGUUGUACUCAACAGAAAAAUCCAGAACCUCCUCCRUUAACAGGUGUCCUGGAUCACCCUKCAAACUCCCCAUUAACACCUUUAAUUUGAAUGUACUUGGYGUGAAGGUGUGAAGAUUUAAGAUAUGGACAUUGGCUAAAUACCUGUAGAAACAGAGAAAAUCAAUUAUCCUACCCUUAGAAACUGAGAAAAUUACAAAAAUAAGUCUAAUAAUGUAGGUGCUACACCAGAAUUUCUGUCAUCCUUCUUUUCAAGGUAUCAAGUCCAAGGUCACUUAGAUUUGGUGGAGACUACAAAUAUCAGAGAUGCUGACAAUGAAAGACUUUUUUUUUAAGGACUUAUAAAGAUUGUGACAAAUCAGAUUACUGAAAGCAAGGGCUUUGGAUGCUGGUUCCUCUAGAAUUUGAGUCCCCAAAACUCUUUGGCUGAGUCUUAUCAUGGUUGUAUUUUUCCUUAUUUUAAAGUCUAGAAGUCAUUCACGGGCAGGAUAAAACACAAAAAUCUGAUCUGGUAAYAUUACUUCUACUUUUGAAGUUUUGGAAAAUAAUAAGAGCCCAGAUCAUUGAAUUCUGACCCAUAAUUUUAUCCACAUGAAUGCAAAAAUCCUUAAAAAAAAAACCCCAAAUAUACCAAUUAGGGCAAAAGUUUCCAAGCCUUAGUAAAUCUCACGAGGACAGCAAGGUUUCUAAGCCACUGAGAUGCUUUUGAAAUAUUACCUCAUGUGCAAAUAAGACAGAUCUGUGCCCAUCCCUAGUGAUAUCUAACCAAAGCUGGUAUUCUUCAAGUGAUCUUCAAGAUAAAACAUAGCUGACAAAAAUCUUUAGAAAUAAUUUAGCUCAUUUUUUUACAGUUUUUCACGUAUUUUCUAUUUUCUUGUGGUCUCAAGAGUACCAGGGCUUGAUUUUUUUUCUUACAUUUUUUUUUAAUGGACAAUUCUGGCUUAAUCCAAAACUGAUUGGACUCAAAGAGAAGAUAUCUAUGGAGUUUAGAUUAGAUGUGUUGCUGCCUAACAAAGCAGCACUCCCAUAAAAUUCCUGAAAGAGGAUUGAACWAUUUACUUUCAUUUCAAUAAUGCUUUCCAGUGAAUUAAUGAAUUCAAAACUAUUUGUUAGUGAAUGAUUCCUGUAAUUAUUAUGUCUUGAGUCAACGUUUGAAUGCAAAGGGUCACCCAGGGUAACAAUUGUAUUGGGACACAGGACUAUACCAUCUCUGUUCAAAGAGGGGAAUUGUGCCUAUGCCUUAAGUCAAUGCACUCAGCAAGGAGAAGCACAUCAUAUUUAUCUUGUUAUUAAAUCUAGUUUAUUUGGGGGGAGGGGCAGRAGGGUGUCUUGGGAACUGGUUGUGCAACUUUAAACAGAUAUUGAUGAAAUACAUUAAGACUGUAGGGGCACCUAGAAUGAUACAGACUUUUUUUUUUUUUUUUUAAACCAUGUUAAAUAUAGCAAAAUACUGUGUACAUUACCUCUGGGACCGUGACUGAAUUCCCAUUCAUAGUCCUACAUUUACUGUGGAAUUUUUUUCCCCUGUUUCAUUGAAUACUGAUCACAAACCUUAUAGCAAGCAUGGCCCAAUCCAUAACCAAAUCCUGUGUGAGCAGUUUGAAGAGUUCCUCUUUUGUGCUGCUCAGGAAGAGUUCCCUGAGCAGAAAACGAGUCAGAUUAACGUUCCCAUCCCUGGGAGAAUUCAGGUGGGUGAGGAAGGCAGGGCUGGACACAGGGACUGGCCCAUCAGGGAUGAUCCUGUUUUCUGUGCUCCACUCUGGAGAUGCCCAUGGCUCAAUUCUCAUCCCCGUGCCACCCUCUGGCUGCUCUGCUGAGGAUUUCCAUCCCAACAAAUUAAUUUCGAGUGGCUGCUUUUCUCAGCUGAGCUCUGGGAUGAGGUUAUCACCCCCUCAUAUCACAACAGCCAUGAAACUGCUGAGGACAUUCAUAUCUUGGCAUGAGUUUCUGCUGGAGAGCUGUUAGGAAAUGACCUUAACAUCUGUGCCAUCRCUGCAGAUGCUUCUCUGAGGUGAACUAAGGGUACCUUAAUUAUGUCUACUGAAAGAAUUCUCGUUGUUUCAAUGUAUUUUUCAACCGUGUUUCCAUGUUAAAAAAAAAACAUAAAAUGAUGUGUUGAAAUGUGAGGARUUAUUGCUGGAAAGAAUGAACUCCUGUAGAGACUUGUAGAUGAUUUGAACACCACUUGAGUUUGAAGAGAGUGRUUUGGGUGAUGCUGCCUGUGCUGGUGUCAUCCCUGCUCUUCAGCCAGUGGCAAAAACAGAGAAUGGGUCAGGAAUAUCCCUGAGGAGAAAGACUUGGCUUGUUGGUUGAGGGGAAACUCAGCAUGACCUGAAGUGCACUCACAGCUCGGAAAGCCACCCCUGUCCUGAGCUGUGUCAAAAGCAGCCUGGGCAGUGGUCAAGGCAGAAAUUCUGAGCUCUUGUGAGCCCACCUGCAAUGCUGUGCCCAGCUUUGGGAGCCCCAACACCCAAAGGAUGGAGGAACACUGGAGAGAGCCCAGAGGAGGCCAUGGAGAUGCUCUGAGGGCUGGAGCCCCCUGCUCUGGAGCCAGAGGGAAAGCUGGGGAGUGCUCACCUGGAGAGGGGAGAGCUCCAGGGAGAGCUCAGAGCCCCUUCCAGGGCCUCAAGGGGCUCCAGGAGAGCUGGAGAGGGACUUUUU